AUGGGGAAGUUACAAAGCUAUGUAGCAGUACUUGCUGUGGCAUUUGUGUUGGUCAUAGGAGUAGCAGAAUGCAGAAAAAUAAAAGAAAACGAGUUAGUUGACGGUUUUGGAAGUGGCUUAGGUGGUGGUGGAGGUUUUGGCGGAGGUGGUGGUGCAGGAGGAGGGAUUGGAGGUGGACAUGGCAUUGGAGGCGGAGUCGGUGGAGGUGGUGGUGCAGGUGGGGGUUUUGGAGGUGGUAAAGGUGGUGGUAUUGGAGGAGGAAUUGGAGGUGGACAUGGAGGAGGAAUUGGUGGAGGUGGAGGUGCCGGUGGUGGUGUAGGAGGAGGAAUUGGUGGUGGUGGAGGUGCAGGUGGUGGUGCUGGUGGAGGCAUUGGAGGUGGUGCAGGUGGUGGUGCUGGUGGAGGCAUUGGAGGUGGUGCAGGUGGAGGUGCUGGUGGUGGUUUUGGAGGUGGUAAAGGUGGUGGUGCAGGAGGAGGAAUUGGUGGAGGCGCUGGUGGAGGUGCCGGUGGAGGUUUUGGCGGUGGGCAUGGUGGUGGAGUAGGGGGAGGAGUUGGUGCUGGUGGAGGUGCAGGAGGAGGCUUUGGAGGUGGAGGUGGUGCUGGUGGUGGCGUUGGAGGUGGUGCAGGUGGCGGUGCUGGUGGUGGCUUUGGAGGUGGUGCAGGUGGAGGAGCUGGUGGCGGCUUUGGAGGUGGUGGGGGCGCUGGUGGUGGCUUCGGUGGUGAUGGUGGAGGUUUUUGA
This is a messenger RNA of Sphenostylis stenocarpa, 738 nucleotides long. The record is from the annotation of a GenBank genome assembly. NCBI's taxonomy places the organism in Eukaryota, Viridiplantae, Streptophyta, Magnoliopsida, Fabales, Fabaceae.